GGCGCCCGCAGCCCCCGUGAGGGAGCCCGGGCCGGGCCGGGCCGGGCGCGGAAGAUCCCCGCGAACCACGCUGGAACGGCUUCGGGGAUGGAGCCAUCCGUGCCGAAGGAGUUCUGAGCCGAUCACACGAGAAGUGCGCUCCACAUCUGGAGCGCUGUGUGCAGUUCUGGGCUCCUCAGUACCAGAGAGACGUGCAGCUCCUGGAGCGGGUCCAGGAGAGGGCAACGAAGGUGAUGAAGGGAUGUUAAGAGGAAAGGCUGAGGGAGCUGCGCCUUUUCGGCCUUGAGAAGAGAUGGCUGAGAGGGGCCCUCAUCAAUGUCUACAAGUACCUAAAGAGGGAACACCAAGAGUAUGGAUCCAGGCUCUUCUCGGUGGUGCCAAGGAAUGGGUCAAGAGGCAACGGGCAGAAGCUGAUGCUCAGCUGAUGCUGAACGUGAGGAAGAAAUUCUUUCCUGUGCAGGUGACCAAGCCCUGGAACAGGUUGCGGAGUCGCCCUCACUAGAGAUAUUCCAGACUUUUCUGGAUACAACCCUGUGCUCUGGGAUGGCCCUGCUUGAGCUGGGAGGUUGGACGAGAUGAUCCACUGUGGCCUCUUCCAACCUUACUUGGUUGAUUCUCUAAUUCUGUGAAGUUUCAGCUAAUGUGGCUGAUUCAAACUUUCUAGGACUUUGUACUUAAGAGUUGUGGAGCAAUCCUUGUUAUAAAGUCAAUAGCUUCCUGCUGGGACAGCCUCAAUUCCACCCACAUCGUGCUUCCUGUAGGCCUUCAGAUGUGCCUUGCCUGUACAGAUGGGGGGCCUCCAGGAUGUAUUCCUCUUGCUCCUGUCCAGGCCGCUGCAGUCAUGGUUGUGUUCCCAAGCUCUCAUACAGAACAUCAGAGGCAAUGCCAUCUGCACACCCACGUACUCAGGUCGCUCUGCUAAUCACACUCCUUCCUGCCCUGGACAAGAACAGUGUGAAGCUACUGGCUUGGUUUUGACCUUGCUUUGCCUUGUCUGGCUGGGAGACCCACCCCCAACCCCCAAGUUUGGAGCAUCUGUGCAUGGAAUAUGAUGAGGAUGAUGAUAUUUUCUUUGCAAAAUGGAUGAGCAGCUUCUGGGGCCACAACUUGAUCGAUGAGGAGAAAGAAGGCAGAGGCCACAAGAAACGUCAGCCACAACUCUGGAGUGAAAGGAGAGCAUCCCUACCGGCCAAGCUUUCCUCUCUCCAUACAACACGACUUCAUGCUUCUGCCAAAGGCUCAUCUUCAGGCCACCUCAGGGGCUCCAAGGAAUUUCAAGAACACCAAGAUGUCAAAUGUCACUGCCACAGGAAGGCAAGCAGAACACCUUCAGCAGACAGCUCAUGUCCGGAGACAAGAUCAAACUCCAUUCAGGAAUUUGCAGAGUCCUUUGAAAAGCAAUUGCAUCUCAAAAGCAAACGUUCAGUUUCUUUGCAACCUGAAGGUGCAAAAGAGAGACGAGAAAGAGAAAAAUUGCAUUUGAGAAAAAGCAAGUCUCAUAAAAAAAUGGAAGAGAAAUCAGAGGCAAGGAGAGAGCGGGAUGAAGCUGAAAGUUCAGAAGUACCUGCAAAACACAGCGAACAGUUUCCAUCACAAGCAAGCAUUCAGAAAGGUUAUGUAUCCACAGGCAGCUAGAAUGCAUUGAGAUAAUCAAUCUUUGCACUCCCCCUGAAGAGCAGAGGGAGCAUUCCUGUUCUGUUUUGACUAGAAGCAGCCUGUUAGCUAGAAUAACCCCUAAGCUGUAAAAUCAAAGUAAAACUCAACUGCAUCGCUGGCACCAUGUUACUACCUUCCUUUCUUUACUUUCGUCAUUAGAAAUAUGACCUUUGUCAUAGGAGUGUAUCAGUAGCAAGAUCCAAGUUAGAGAUUAACCACCAUAAGAGGAUUUCAGGCAUAUUUAGCAUUGCAGCAGGACAGUGGUGGAUGCGUUCCUUUAAGAGGAGGCCGCCACUUGUGUAUUACAGAGCCAUGAAAAGCCUUAUGUUUCUUUUUUAAUUGAAAACAGACUUUUUGGUAGGUUUGGGAAGAAAAAAAUACAUAUAAACAGCCAACUGCUUCCUGGCCCUGACAUUCACUUAGAUUUGUCUUGAAAACAGGUAUCUUUUUGCUCUGACAGUCUUUCAGCUCCAAAUUUAUGUAAGUAAGAGAAGAGAAGCCCAUGUUUUCUUCUACACCUCCCUGGUGUCUCACUUCUCUCUGCUUUUCCUGUCACUGUGCAGUGUGGCUUGUUUCACCAGCAUCUCCCAGCCCUUUCCCAUGUCCUCAGUCCCAUCUCCCCAGUCACACAACUAGUUCUUUCUCACGGAAUCUUUCCCACAUAAUCACAGAAUGACUAGGUUGGAAGAGACCUUAAAGAUCAUUGAGUCCAACCCAUGCCCUAACACCUCAACUAAACCAUGGCAUCGAGUGCCAUAUGCAGUCUUUUUUAAAACAUCACCUCAUUACCUUGCUUAUUUUGUGGCCUUUCCUUUCUCCGUUUACUACUUUACAGCCUUGUGGCUACCAACCUCUUCUGCUACAACUCUACUUUUGCUUCAUCAACAUCUGAGCCUUGCUGAAAAUUCUCUAGAAAAACCAGAGAUGUUCUGUCUCUCAUAUUUCCAUAUAAUAUCUUCAAGGGGUUGAUGGGGCAUUGCAAGCCUUUUUGCUUUUCCAGAAUUUGGGCCAAACUGGCUGUCCAUGGUGAGGAGGGCCUAGGAAAAUGCUGAUCCUCUGGCUGAGGAUGUCCUGAACACAGGUGUAAAUCUCAUCUCCACAUGCUCACAAACACAUACACACUCCCACAAUCCCACUAUGCUCCCCUCUCCUCAAAGUGCCAGUGUUCUCUGCAGAUACAGCCCUUCUCUCUUUGGGAAUAAUCUUCCCAGGCCUAGUGUGGAGAAAGCCUGAUUUGCGUAAUACGGGGAGAAAAGAGUGAAGAGUAAUGAAGUCAUGAGCAAAAGUCAAGGUCUGAUGGAUAUUCUUCCUGUGUUUUUUCUGUAAUUAACAAAAAUCUUACUAAUUUACCUUAGAGCCUUACUUUUGAAUAUUCAGCCCUUUGAAAGCUUAGGGCAUCCUUAAAACUUUGUAACACUUGUAUCCAUAAAGGGAUUGAGUUGUUUGGGUUUUUUUGUUUAGGGCUUUGGGAGAUGUAUAAGAAAGCAAUCGAACCCUUACUGAUGCUUGUAAAUUGCUUCUUGCCUCGUCAAAUGUAUUAUAAACUAAUAAAUCUAAU
Molecule: messenger RNA, 3214 nt
Organism: Motacilla alba alba
Lineage: Eukaryota; Metazoa; Chordata; Aves; Passeriformes; Motacillidae
Gene: LNP1
Product: leukemia NUP98 fusion partner 1
Exons: 6
Coding region: 1042-1635 (197 amino acids)
Source: RefSeq, a predicted model, not a curated record